This is a messenger RNA of Eutrema salsugineum, 644 nucleotides long. RefSeq names its product protein ELF4-LIKE 4. The transcript has a single exon. The record is from RefSeq and is a predicted model, not a curated record. The coding region runs from base 51 to 395 and encodes 114 amino acids. Gene Ontology annotation, biological process: positive regulation of circadian rhythm; entrainment of circadian clock. Lineage: Eukaryota; Viridiplantae; Streptophyta; Magnoliopsida; Brassicales; Brassicaceae.
GUAUAACAGAUCAAAACAAGAUUUUGGUCUUAGUAGAAAAACCACCGAGAAUGGAAGGAGAUGUGUUUUCAGGAUUUGGAGACAGACACAAUAUGGAUGGUAAACUGUUGCAGAAUUUCCAGAAGAGCUUCGUGGAUGUUCAAGACAUUUUAGAUCAGAACCGGCUAUUGAUCAACGAGAUCAACCAGAACCAUGAGUCGAAGCAACCCGAUAACUUGGGUCGAAACGUUGGUCUGAUUAAAGAGCUGAACAACAAUAUCAGAAGAGUAGCUAGCCUUUACGGUGAUCUCUCUCAUUCUUUCGCAAGAUCAAUGGAUGCUUCAUCAGAAGGUGAAUCUAGUGGAACCCUGAAAUCUGAUGGGAAAGCUAACCAGAAGAGAUUUAGAUCCGGUUAGUAUGUAACCGAGAACACCAAAGUUGAUUAUAGUAGAUUCAUAUAUCCAAGACUCAAAAGCUAAUUGAUGGAGGAGGAAGAAGGAGAGUUUUACUGAUGUAAUAUCUCUGUUGAAAUGAUAGCUACAUACGUUUCACCAUGUUGAUUUUCAGAUUAAGGAGACUUCUUAAUUACUUGUUUGUUUACUUUGAAAACUCCAGUUCUUCAACCAAAUUGAAUAAACUUGUUGUAAAGUUUACACAUUUCAGUU